Messenger RNA from Paramecium sonneborni, 624 nucleotides. NCBI's taxonomy places the organism in Eukaryota, Ciliophora, Oligohymenophorea, Peniculida, Parameciidae. The record is from the annotation of a GenBank genome assembly.
AUGGACAUGGUAAAAGUAAAUGGCGAGAUGGUGAUAUAUAGGAUGGAGAAUGGAAAAAUGAUAAAGUAAAUGGUAAAAAUUUAUUUUAGUAUAAAUGGAUACAAAUUUGAAGGAGAAGUAAAUAUUAUAUUCUAUUUCUAGUGGAAAAAUGAUAAAUAAUAUGGUAAAGGAGUAGAAAAUUGGCCAGAUAGAGCAAAAUAUGAAGGUCAAUAUUUUUAAGGUAAGAAACAAGGUUAAGGUAUAUUAAGUUUUGGUGAUGGUUUAAGAUAUGAGGGUGAAUACUUAUUAUUCUAUUUUUAGGGGAAUUCUUCUAAGAUGAUCUGGAGAAGGAACAUUUUUUUGGCCAGAUAAAAGUAUAAAGGAUAAUAGAAAAAACAUCAAAUACAUGGCAAAGGAUACCAUAUAUGGUAAAAAGUUUAUAGGAACCUUUAUAUAAGGUUGUAUUAUUAUCUUAUUUCUUAGAAAGAUAACAUGGAAUUGGAAUCUGUUAUUCAUAAAAUAAAAAAGUUAAAGUUGGUGAAUGGAAUGAUACAAUAAGAAUUAAAUGGUUUGAACAAAAUAAAGUUGAUUAGUUAAUUGAAGAAUAAAAAAAUUAAAAGAGAAGAUUUUUUUUAAUUACAUUGA